GGACGUCAUCGUCAAACGGCAGAAGCUGCGGCAUGACUUUGGUGUCAGUCAGCGUUUUCCUCUCCAUCGGUUCGGAUGCAUUUCUCGGGAGAAAGUACACGGUUGUAGAAUACGCGCGCGAGUGUGAUUCGAUUGGAGUUGCUGGAAGAAGGAAAUCGCCGGAAGCGUUUACUCAACAAGUCGAUUAAACUUGUGGGCGGAAUGUCACGACCACCUGUUAUUAGAGAUUUGCCUGGAUUUCUAGAGCCGGUGCUGGAAGCGGGAACGAAAGUGCUGGGAUACAGGGCGUCCUUUUUGACGGCUCCAGGUGAUAACUACGGAAGUACUAUGCUGGCUCUGGAAGUGGACGUAACGGGGGCGGACAACGAGCCGAAGCAACUACAGCUGGUUGCCAAAAUGAGACCAGCAAGCGAGGAAUUUCUGGAGAUAUUCCAAAUUGACACAACGUUCGUGAAGGAGGCGGCGGUUUACUCCCAGAUCGUCCCCACAAUGGUGAAACUGCAGCGGGAAAUGGGCAUUCCGGAAGCGGAAACAAUUGACAUCUUUUGUCGUUGCUACAACGCACGCGUUUCUCUGGAUCCAAACAGCACGAAGGUGGACGCGGAUGGUGUGAUGCUUUUGGAAAAUUUAAAGCUCGAUGGAUAUAUAACCGAGGACCGGCGGAGAGGAUUUCCGUGCCACAUUGCGGUCUACAUUCUGAAGAAACUCUCCCUGUUCCACGCCAUUCCCAUUGCCCUGCGGCAUAUGAAGCCGAAUGUGUUCAAAUCCAAGCUACAGAAAUAUCUGAUAAAGUUCGAUAUUGACGCUGGCCUUGGCGAGCAAACUAUAGACAAGAUGGUAAACGUAAUGCGUACUGAUUUAAUCAAGGCCGGUGUGGACACUCAGUUGACGGAAAGGGUGAUGAAUAUGAUUGGCGAGUGUCGCAGGCGGCAAAGCAGAUUGCUAUCGGACGAAAUAACACCGUAUUGUACGAUGCUGCAUAACGAUUUGUGGGUAAACAAUAUGAUGAUCAAAUAUGACGCUGAUAAGAAACCGCUGGGGCUGAAAUUCGUUGAUUUUCAACUUAUCCAAUCGGAUUCCUUGGUUAGGGAUGUGCUAUUUUUCCUACUGACUAGCGUGAGUGAUCCUGACUUGGAGACCAGCUUGGAUGACUACUUGGAAAAAUAUUUCUACAGCUUACUAUCGGAUUUAACCAAGCUUAAAUACCCUGAUCUAAGUCAAUUUACGUAUGAAAGUUUCCUAGAAGAAAUGAACCGCAUCGCACCGCGAGAGUUAUACCACAUAGUGGCCAUGCUUAGGGUAGUUUUGGCGAGAAAAGAAUCCAUUCCAGACCACAGUGAGCUAGACGCGGAACUCUUCUGUAACGACAACCUCGUCGAGAGUGACUUCUACGAAAAGCUGUUACUGGUGGUUAAUAUCUAUGUCAAAAAGGGAUGGGUUUAAUUCUGGAAAACAAAUUCAAUCGUGACGCAUAACAAUAUGAAUGUACAAAAAUAGUGAAAACUAAUAUCUGUGAAAUAAAUCGAAGACGCUAUUAUGUUUAAAUGUAUAA
This is a messenger RNA of Wyeomyia smithii (pitcher-plant mosquito), 1552 nucleotides long. RefSeq lists its product as uncharacterized. The transcript is spliced from 5 exons. The record is from RefSeq and is a predicted model, not a curated record. NCBI's taxonomy places the organism in Eukaryota, Metazoa, Arthropoda, Insecta, Diptera, Culicidae. Bases 202 to 1443 code for a protein of 413 amino acids.